GUCGAUGUUUGAAUCAUAUGUCAACAGUGAUAUGACAAGCCGAACUAGUUUGAUUACAUAUCAGGAGAACUAUUUGAUAAAUACAUCAUAACUGUUUAUUAAUUUUUAGAGAUGAAACAAAUUUAUUGAAUGCAGGUUUAAUGCGCAUUUGCGCCUCAUUGACAUUCAAAAGAUUUGAAAUGUUCUAUGAAUUUUACGAUAGAGAUAUUAUAAAUACCUGAUUGAUUCUAAUUUACAGUUACAAUUAAUCUGGAUGAUACUAGUCUUAAUUGCGUACAGCUCAUAAUGGAGAGAUAUGAUAGAUUGUUUUGAGGAAAAAUACUAUAAAGAAAAUAAUCUUUUUCAUUAAAAUAGUAAAGUGGUAUUGAAGAUAAAAAUGGAUUUCAAUAAUUCUUCUAUUCCAACUGAUAAUUUAACAGAAGUUCGAAACUUUCCCAAAAAUGGAACAACGAGUUCCUUGAGUUAUAUAUUAAUUGUGAUUUACAUUUUUAUUUUUAUUGCUGCAGUCGUAGGGAAUCUUUUAGUUAUAUUUACAUUAGUACAUAAUAAACGGAUGAGAACUGUUACAAAUGUAUUUUUAUUGAACCUUGCCGUAAGUGAUUUGUUGCUAGCAGUAUUUUGCAUGCCGUUUACUUUAAUUCCAAUGUUUUUGCAAAAUUUCAUUUUUGGAGCGACAAUGUGUGUGUUGAUUCGAUACCUCCAAGGUGUGUCAGUUGGUGUUAGCUGCUUCACAUUGGUUUCCAUAUCCUUGGAACGCUAUUUUGGUAUAUGCCGCCCAUUACGUUCACGACGAUGGCAGACGCUAUCCCAUGCAUACAAAGUUAUCAUCUUCUGCUGGAUUUUAGCUGCCAUUGUGAUGAUCCCUAUAGCAGUGCAAACCAAGUACACACGAUUAAGACUUGGAAAUCACAGAUGUGAUGAGAUAUGGGAAGACGAAGCACUUUUAAAAGCAUACACGGUGUUUCUUGACUUGAUUUUGCUCUUUUGUCCAUUUCUUUUAAUGGUUGUUGCAUAUGGUUGUAUUAUCUCUACAUUAUGGGAUGGUAUCCAAGCACAGGCACAUCAGAAAGAGUUAAAUGGUAUUGCUAAUGGGAAAUUUUCUGGAUCAUUUACACAAGGUACGGAAAGAAAUUCCUUGAAAUACUCAAAUUAUGGAUCCCAACUGACAUCUCCAGAUAAUGGAUACUGCAGCGCAGAAUCUACACCAAGACGUAUGUUAGAAUACCGAAGAGUAAUACGUCAUUCAAAUCCAGAGCGGAAUCGUGCUGCUAAAUUGAAAGUGAUACGAAUGCUUGUAGCAGUAUGUUUGGAAUUUUUUGUAUGUUGGACACCCUUAUACGUUGUGUUAACUUGGAAAAUAUUUCACUUCGAAAGUUUAAAAGAUCAUUUUUCCAAUGUAACAUUUUCAAUAAUGUUUGUGUUGUCCUAUAUUUCUACCACGUGUAAUCCGAUAACAUACUGUUUCAUGAAUCAGAAAUUCAGACAAUCAUUUAAAAUGGUACUUGGGUGUUGCCAUUCUCGACAUAUUCGAAGAUUUUCUAGCCAUAGUACAUCUCUCAAGCUUAAUGGAACUAAAUUGAGUAUUAUGAGAUCGAAGCAGAACGGUAAAUCAUCACCAAAUGACAAAAAUGUUUCCCCCGAUGAUCAUUCCAUGUUAGUGGUUAUUGGCAAUUCUAGCGAUGGGGUAGCGGUAUAAUAAAACCAAGGAUAUAAUUUUUCCACUGUGAAAUCUAAUUAUUGUAUUUGUUAUGACAUUUUCUGGUAAUAAAAUGAAAAACGUAAA
Molecule: messenger RNA, 1783 nt
Organism: Mytilus californianus (California mussel)
Lineage: Eukaryota; Metazoa; Mollusca; Bivalvia; Mytilida; Mytilidae
Product: cholecystokinin receptor-like
Exons: 3
Coding region: 377-1696 (439 amino acids)
Biological process (GO): neuropeptide signaling pathway
Cellular component (GO): membrane
Molecular function (GO): gastrin receptor activity; neuropeptide receptor activity
Source: RefSeq, a predicted model, not a curated record